Messenger RNA from Seriola dumerili (greater amberjack), 3090 nucleotides. It is a transcript of the gene epha8, whose product is annotated as EPH receptor A8. Gene Ontology annotation, cellular component: plasma membrane; neuron projection. Gene Ontology annotation, biological process: axon guidance; cell surface receptor protein tyrosine kinase signaling pathway; protein phosphorylation. The record is from RefSeq and is a predicted model, not a curated record. NCBI's taxonomy places the organism in Eukaryota, Metazoa, Chordata, Actinopteri, Carangiformes, Carangidae. The transcript is spliced from 20 exons. Bases 1 to 3090 code for a protein of 1029 amino acids. Gene Ontology annotation, molecular function: transmembrane-ephrin receptor activity; ATP binding; protein binding.
AUGGCUUCAGAUCCGGGGCUGGCUGCGAUGCUGCUAUGGACUAUAUCACUACAGGCUCUGGGCACAGCGGGAACUAACAGCAACGAAGUGAAUCUACUGGACACCACGACGAUCACUGGAGACUGGGGCUGGCUAACGUAUCCGUCGCACGGGUGGGAUGCCAUUAAUGAGAUGGACGAGUACUUCAGUCCCAUCCACACUUACCAGGUCUGUAAUGUGAUGAGUCCCAGCCAGAACAACUGGCUGAGGACAGGCUGGAUCCCCCGAGAAGGAGCCAGGAGGAUCUACAUUGAGGUCAAGUUCACCCUGAGAGACUGCAACAGCAUGCCCGGAGUACUGGGCACCUGCAAGGAAACCUUCAACCUGUACUACUACGAGUCUGACAGAGCGGUGGGCUCAGCCAUACGGGAGAACCAGUUCAUUAAGAUUGACACCAUCGCUGCUGAUGAGAGUUUCACGGGGGUGGACCUGGGAGUCCGGAGACUUAAACUCAACACUGAGGUGCGAGGUGUGGGCCCUCUGAGCAGACGAGGCUUCUACUUGGCCUUCCAGGACAUCGGUGCCUGCAUCGCCCUCACCUCGGUGCGGGUCUACUACAAACGUUGCGUGGGCGUGAGCCGCAACCUGGCUGUGUUCACUGACGUGGUGACGGGCGCCGACUCGUCCUCUCUGGUGGAGGUCAGGGGUCAGUGUGUGGAUCACGCUGAGGAGAGGGACACGCCCAAGAUGUACUGCAGCGCCGAGGGAGAGUGGCUGGUGCCCAUUGGGAGGUGUGUGUGCUCCGCCGGAUUCGAGGAGCACAGAGACUCCUGUGUGGCCUGUGAGGUGGGUUUCUAUAAGCCGGUGGCGGGCGAUGGCCUGUGUGGUAAAUGUCCUCAACACAGCCACUCAGAGACCAGAGCCGCCCUCUCCUGCCCCUGCGACUCCAACUACUAUCGAGCAGCGGAUGACCCGCCAGCAGCUCCAUGCUCCCGCCCUCCAUCUGCUCCAGUAAAUGUCAUUUCCUCGGUCAAUGGGACAUCUGUGAACUUAGAGUGGGAUCGCCCUCUGGAUACCGGAGGUCGCAGCGACCUGCAGUACAGCGUGUUGUGUCAGAAAUGCUCGGGGGAAGGAGGGCCCUGCGAGGACUGCGCAUCCUCGCCAGGGGGAACUGGCAAUGGAGGGAAAGCAGGUGGAGUGGCGAGCAUCGGGGCCGGGGGAGGUGGGAUGGUGGAGCGGUUGGGGUCUGCGGCAGUUCGAUUUGUCCCCCGCCAGGCCGGGCUGACGGAGCCCUGGGUGACGGUGCUCAACCUGGUGGCCCACACCAACUACUCCUUCCGCAUCCUGGCCAUGAAUGCGGUGACACACCUGAGCAACGAGCCAUCACUGUACGCCCUGGUCAACAUCACGACAAACCAGGCAGCUCCCUCCGAAGUGUUAGCCAUCCGCCAGGAGAACACCAGUCAGAACAGCGUGACGCUGCUAUGGCACGAGCCCGACCAGCCCAACGGAGUAAUUCUGGAGUAUGACAUCAAAUACUAUGAGAAGGAUAAUGAAGAGCAGAGUUACUCCACUCUGAAGUCUAAAAAUACCAGCGCCAGAGUGUCAGGGCUGAAGCCGGGCACCAAGUACAUCUUCCAGGUCCGAGCCAGAACAUCAGCAGGCUGUGGACGCUUCAGCCAGAAUGUGGAGAUUCAGACUGGGAAAGCAGCUCCCCUGCGCUACAACACCAUGACCAUCAUAUGGAUCUGCAUGGCCCUGGUGUCCGGCCUCGUGACUUUUCUGGCCAUCAUCAUCUGCAGGAAACGGCAAGGCUACACUUUACCACACUACCCAUCGCUGCUACACUGUGGCUACAGCAAAGCUUUCCAGGAUUCCGACGAGGAGAAGAUGCAUUACCAGAAUGGUCACGUGUCAUUCCCCGACGCGAGGUUCUAUAUCGACCCACACACAUACGAGGACCCCUGCCAGGCGGUCCACGAGUUUGCCCGAGAAAUUGAAGCUUCCAGGAUCAAAAUAGAGAAAAUCAUUGGUUCAGGGGAAUUUGGGGAGGUGUGUUACGGGCGUAUGAGGCUUCCGGGGAAAAGAGACAUCCCAGUGGCUCUGAAGACGCUGAAGGCUGGAUACACGGAGAAGCAGAAGAGGGACUUCCUGGCUGAAGCUUCCAUCAUGGCCCAGUUUGACCACCCCAACGUCAUCCGCCUGGAGGGCGUGGUAACACAGAGUAAACCGGUGAUGAUCAUCACAGAGUACAUGGAGAACGGCUCUCUGGACUCUUUCCUCAGGAGACACGACGGCCAGUUCACCAUCAUCCAGCUAGUGGGGCUGCUGCGCGGCAUUGCGGCCGGUAUGACCUACCUGUCUGACCUGGGCUACAUCCACAGAGACCUGGCUGCCCGCAACAUCCUGGUCAACAGCAACCUGGUGUGCAAGGUGUCUGACUUCGGCCUGUCCCGAGUGCUGGAGGACGACCCCGAUGCUGCAUACACCACCAGUGGUGGGAAAAUUCCAAUCCGCUGGACAGCCCCGGAGGCCAUUGCCUACAGGAAGUUCUCCUCCUCCAGUGACGUGUGGAGCUACGGCGUGGUCAUGUGGGAGGUGAUGUCGUACGGAGAGCGACCAUACUGGAACCUCACCAACAGAGAUGUGAUCAAAUCUGUGGAAGAGGGCUACAGGCUGCCUGCUCCUAUGGGCUGCCCCGCUGCUCUACACACACUCAUGCUGGACUGCUGGCAGAAGGAUCGCAACGAGAGGCCGCGCUUUUGCCAGAUAGUCACCGUUCUCGACAAGCUAAUCCGCAACCCAGAGAACCUGAAGUCUAUGGACACGCUCUGCAGUUUAAACAGUCCUCCGCUGAUGGAGAGAGCUAUCCCCGACUUCAGUAGCUGUAGCUCAGUAGACGAGUGGCUGGACACUAUAAAGAUGGGCCGCUACAAGGAGCACUUUGCAGCAGGGGGGUACCACACUCUGGGACACGUCAUAGGCAUGAACCAAGGGGACAUCCAGAGGCUCGGGGUGACACUGAUGGGCCACCAGAAGAAGAUCAUGACCAGCGUCCAGCUGAUGAGGGCGCAGGUGCUCAACAAGAGUGUGCCGUCAGUGCACGUAUAA